Anopheles merus is the source of this 1565-nucleotide messenger RNA. RefSeq names its product ribosome biogenesis protein NOP53. Gene Ontology annotation, biological process: rRNA processing; ribosomal large subunit assembly. Gene Ontology annotation, cellular component: nucleolus. Bases 53 to 1336 code for a protein of 427 amino acids. NCBI's taxonomy places the organism in Eukaryota, Metazoa, Arthropoda, Insecta, Diptera, Culicidae. The record is from RefSeq and is a predicted model, not a curated record. Gene Ontology annotation, molecular function: 5S rRNA binding. The transcript has a single exon.
AAAACAAUAUCGAUUCAAGUCCGGCUUUGAGUUAAUUCGCAUCUUUCCCCUAAUGGUAGUGAAUAUGAACAAAAAGCACGUGUCCCGCAAGCUGAAAUCGGCCUGGCGCAAACACAUCGACAUCUCGGAUGUGGACCAGUUCCUCGAGGAGCAGCGGCAGGAUGAGCGCAUCGGGGGCCGGAUCGCGGACAAGCCCGACCGGGAGCUGUUCAGCGAGGAGAAGCGACCGGCCAAGGUGAAGGCGACGCUGCGCGAGCUGCGCCGGAACAAGUUUGGCGAGCUGCCCCGCUCGCUGCUGCCGCUCGUCAACACAUCGAACGUGAGCGAUCCGGUGGUGAAGCGCAACGUGAAGAAGAGCCGGGUGACGCUCGCCCCGGUCGCCCCGGUAGCGUCGGUGCGCUUCCGCAAGAGGGGCCGCCCGAGCGGCAUUGCGAAGCCCGCCCAGGAGGACCUGUGGGCGAAGGAGACGCCCGUGCCCGGCGAGCUGCAGAACGAGUGGAUCGCGAAGGAGCUGGUGCAUCACACGCUCGCCCACACGGGCAAACCGCUCGUGACCAACCUGCCCGCCCGGAUGGACCCGGAGCAGCGGCGGGUGCCGCUGCGCAAGCGACUACCGGCCGAGGGGCUCAGCUACAAUCCCGCCAUCGACGACUACCUCGAGCUGAAGGACAAGCUGGUGAAGGAGGAGAAGAAGAUCAUCCGGCACGAGGAGCACCUCGACCGGGUGCUGACGAGCAAGCUGGGCAAGAUGACGCCCGAGGAGCGGUACCGCACGGCGAUCAGCGAGAUGUCCGAGGGGCUGCUCAAACCGGACAAGAAAAACGAACCGGAGGAGGAGGAGGAUGAAAAGAAAAAGGAUGAAGAGGAGGAGGAAAAGCCGGUAGUGGUGGCGAAGGCCAAGAAGCGCAUCUCGAAGGCGAAGAAGCGGGCCCGCAUGCUGCAGCACAAGGAGGAGAAGCUGCUCGAGCAGGAGCUGCACAAGCUGGUCGAGAUCGACCGGGUGGAGGAGAUCGCGGCCGAGGUGGAGCAGGAGGUGCAGCAGACGCAGCGCAAGGCCGAGUACCGGGUGCGCAAGCGGAAGGCGAUGCGCACCAAGCUCGACCUGCCGAUCGACUUUGUCGAGCCGGAGAAGCUGUCCGGCAGCCUGCGCACGAUCGAGCCGCUGAACAAUCUGCUCGCGACCGGCCUGCCGAAGGUGCGCAAGGUCAGCAUCCUGAAGCGGACGCGCGCCGAGGUGGAGCGCAAGAUGCGCCGCAUCCCGACCAAGCGGUACACGCGCAGCUCGCACAAGGAGCCGAUGCUGCCCCCGACCAAGCCGGCGAAGCGCGCGAAAUGAGGCGGAAAGCGUGCGGGCGUGGGCAAGGCAACAUUUGAUAAGGUCAACUUUUUUUUGCUUUUUUUUUGUAAGUCAUUUUUUAGUUGGGUGUUUCUAUCAACGAAAGCAGGCAAUAGGCAACAUGGUAUCAGACCAUGCCCCCCUAUCGAACAGAAUGUAGGAAUUGCUUUUGAAACCCACCAGCUGCUUUAAAAUAAUCUACCCAAAAUAGUACCUUUGCGGGCUUGAU